CGCCCACAUUACCACUGCUCCCAGCUGCUCAUGGCAAAGGACCACAAUCACGACCGUCCUAGCUCCGAGUAGCACCCAGGUCCCUUAUGAUCCGGACUUGGACUCCCCUCUGUUAGACUGCCCCUUACUUCUUUUGGCGACCUACAUCCCAUCUGUGCCAUCUCAUGAUCUCGACUGCAAUCCCUCCUCAUCCAACAGAAAUUCCCCCAUCUAUAAGUUCCUUCCCCGAUCAAGACCAAGACUCCCUCAUCUCAUCUUAGAAAUCAAUACCUCCUUCCUGAUUACAAUAGGUCCCUCCAUCUCCACUGUGCACCUCCUGAUGGCGUCCAUCAUGACUCCCCCAUUACAGUCAGACUCCCCCCUCAAGGAACUCUAAUGCCCCCCCCAUAACCCCUUCCAAUCUCUGCCCUCCAAGGUCACGGGGACUCCCAAUAGCCCUUCUUUAACCUGCACCUGCCAGUUUCACUCUGGCAAGAGCAGGUCUCUAUCAGGAGAUUUGGCAUCUGAGACUGCAUGUCUGAGCACCGCCACCCUGCCCCCCACUUAGGUGACUCAGGGUCAGGGCCCGCUCGUGCCUUGAGACAAGGCCCCUCCCCGGACCUGUUCCCACCCCCGGAAUUAUCACCCUUUGGGAGGCGGAAGGCCUGGGUCCCGCCUAGCACUGGUUCAGCACUAGCUCUGCUUGGGCUGAGGCAGUGACCUCCGAAGAGUCCCUUCCCCUCUCCCUGAUGGCAGUUGUCACCUAUUGAAACCCAAUCCUGGGCCGGACACACAGUAGGAGCCCAAUAAGUGAAUAUCAUUAAAUCAACCAAAGAGGGUGAGGGAAGGGAAGGCAAUUUUACAAACAGGGAAGGACUAUCUAUGUCCAUGUUAGAUGCGUUAAAGUGAGCAUCCACGGUGUAUCAGGCCCUGUGCUGACUGCUUUUACCUGUUUGAUUUCAUCCAAUCCCCUCAACAGCCUUUGAGGUGGAUGUGAUUCAAGCCCAUUUUACGUAGGAGUAAAAGUGAGGCCGAGAGAGGGGAAGUACCCCAAGUGUGUUUGACUCCAAAGCUGUGCUCUCAGAGAUGCUCUGUGUCUUUAGCUAUGAAAUGACAGUUCUGUCAAGGUCUCCCGCCACCCAGUCCACUCCAUGAUCCUUGCUUUCCAGUGAUGUUCACUUCUCUCCACUUAACUUUCAGACUUGGCGGAGGAGCGGCCCGGGAGAACUGCGCAGGCGCUUCUCCGAGCCCGGAGCCCCGCCCACAGGGCGCAGUUGUGUGCGUGGAGAAACUCGCCGAGCCCCGCCUAAGCGUCCAUACGCAGGCGCAGGAGAGCGUGCCCCCCGCUUUCGGCUCUGAUUGGUCGCCGCGGGUAAGGGCGGCGCCCAAUGGGAGGUGUGGAUAGUGAGGGGUCUCACACGCCUGGAGCAGAGGGUCUGUGUCAAGAGCGGCGGGGGCUGCAGGAGGCAAGAGAGACGGGUACUGCCUUCCACACAAUGGCAGAGGUGGUGGCUGAGGCAGCUGAAGUGGCUGAGAUGCCAACACAGAUGUCACCAGGGGCAGUGGAAGUGUCAACACCGAUGUUAGGGGAGAAAAUGGAGAUGUUAACGGAGGUGACUGAGAUGACACCUGGGGAGGCCCUUGCCUCAUCCCUCUUCUUCCAGUUCAUGUGCUCUGAAUGUGGCAGCCUCUACAACACACUGGAAGAAGUCCUCUCACACCAGGAGCAGCAUGUGCCCACUGUCACAGAGGAGGAGGCGCUGACCACCCAGGACACUGGCCUGGAGCCGGAGCUGGUGCCAGGCACUGAGGAUGGGCCUUUCCAGUGCGGUGAGUGCAGCCAGCUCAUCCUCUCCCCCAGCGAGCUCCUGGCCCACCAGGAUGCCCACCUGCGGGAGUCUGCAAGCCAGAUCCAGUACCAGUGUGGAGACUGCCAGGAGCUGUUUCCCUCACCUGAGCUGUGGGUGGCUCAUCGGAAGGCCCAGCACCUUUCUGCUGCUGCAGCAGCUAAACCUCCGGUGCCGCCUCCUCUGCCUCCCCUCCCCUCCCCACCUCCACCCCCUGCUCCACCCGAAGUCAGGAUGGAGCCCUAUGAGUGUCCUGAGUGCUCUGCCCUGUGUACCACCCCUGAGGAGUUCUUGGAGCACCAGGGCACCCACUUUGACUCCCUAGAGAAAGAAGAGCGCAACGGGCUAGAGGAGGAGGAGGAGGGUGAGGAUGAAGAAGAUGACGACGAAGAGACAGAGGACGAGGAAGAGGCAGCAGCAGAGGUUGGUGAUGAUGCUAAGGGAGCUGACAAGUCCACAGCCGGCCAGGCCCAGUGCUGUGGGGAUUGUCCUCAACGCUGCACCUCAGCAGGGGCACGCCGGCGACACCGGCGGGCGUCCCGUGGCCCAGCGUCAGCGGCUCACCCCUUCCACUGUAGCCAGUGCCAGCGCAGCUUCAGCUCGGCAAACCGGCUUCUGGCUCACGGGCGGGCCCAUGUUGGUGGCACACACGAAUGUACGACCUGCUCCAAGGUCUUCAAGAAAGCAGCCUCACUGGAGCAGCACCUGCGGCUGCACCGUGGCGAAGCCCGCUACCUCUGCGUGGACUGCGGCCGUGGCUUCAGCACAGAGCUCACGUUGGUGGCCCACCGGCGGGCCCACACCGCCAACCCACUGCACCGCUGCCGCUGCGGCAAAACGUUCAGCAACAUGACCAAGUUCCUCUACCACCGGCGCACUCACGCCGGCAAGAGCGGGGCACCUCCCACGGCGGCGGCGGUGGCGGCCGCCUCCCCGGCUCCUGCCGAGCCCACGCCCCCGCCGCUGCCCCCUGCCCCACCCGCCCAGCUGCCCUGCCCGCAGUGCUCCAAGUCCUUUGCCUCCGCCUCCCGGCUCUCCCGGCACCGGCGCGCGGUCCACGGGCCCCCUGAGCGGCGACACCGCUGCGGUGUCUGUGGCAAGGGCUUCAAGAAGCUGGUUCACGUGCGCAACCAUCUGCGGACGCACACGGGCGAGAGGCCCUUCCAGUGCCAUUCCUGUGGCAAGACUUUUGCUUCUCUGGCCAACCUCAGCCGCCACCAGCUGACCCACACGGGUGUGCGUCCCUACCAGUGCCUGGACUGUGGCAAGCGCUUCACGCAGAGCUCCAACCUGCAGCAGCACCGGAGGCUGCACCUGCGGCCAGUCGCCUUUGCCCGUGCGCCCCGCCUCCCCAUCACCGGUCUCUACAACAAGAGCCCCUACUACUGCGGGACCUGCGGCCGCUGGUUCCGUGCCAUGGCGGGCCUGCGACUGCAUCAGCGGGUCCACGCCCAAGCUCGGACGAUGACACUGCAGCCUCCCAGAUCACCCCCUCCUGCCCCGCCCCCGCCCCCCGAGCCUCAGCAGACUAUCAUGUGCACCGAGCUCGGGGAGACCAUUGCCAUCAUCGAGACGUCCCAGCCACUGGCACUUGUGGACACGCUGCAGCUGUGCCAGGCGGCACUGGGGGCCACUGAAGCGAGCGGGCUGUUGCAGUUGGACACGGCCUUUGUGUGACACAGCUGAAGAGCAACAAUAAAAGAGUUUGGUUGCAGAAUCAAGUGUGGGCACCUCUGGGGAGAAAGGGGGCCACGCCUUGGCAAGCCACUCUGGCGCCCACCGGGUGCCAGCAUUCACCCUGGCCUCUUACCCACUGACUCCUCAGAAUGGCCCCACCAGGCGUCACCUUUCUCUGCCUGAGGGGACGCUGAAGCUCUGAGACACGAUAUGAUCUGUCCCGGUCACCCCACUGCGUUGCAAAGCGGGGUUCUCCAAGGCUCUUUGCUCUGCAUCACCCUGGUGCCCAGCAACAUCAGGUAACCUUUCGUGAGCCCCAGCCGUGUGCCAGCUCUGUGCUGGGCCCUGUCACAUACCUCUUCACGUCCUCUGCUUUUCCCCCCGGCCCUAGCCUUCUCUGGACUCUGGGCUCCCAGGAUUUGGCUCUGCCUGUUGGAAGAAGGCACCUGACUUCUCUGGGCUUCCUUGAUCUCACUUUUGACAACGUGGAGGGCAAUCUAUAGGUACCCCGGUAUUCAGCUGCAGGUGGGUGAUGUUGGAAACCCAGGAAUGAGUCAGACAUGGGCUCUGCCCCAGGAGCCACGCAGUGUGGUAGGAGGAACACCCACAAAUACAGAUGG
Balaenoptera musculus (blue whale) is the source of this 4123-nucleotide messenger RNA. RefSeq names its product zinc finger protein 526 (gene ZNF526). The transcript is spliced from 2 exons. Gene Ontology annotation, molecular function: RNA polymerase II transcription regulatory region sequence-specific DNA binding; DNA-binding transcription factor activity, RNA polymerase II-specific. The record is from RefSeq and is a predicted model, not a curated record. NCBI's taxonomy places the organism in Eukaryota, Metazoa, Chordata, Mammalia, Artiodactyla, Balaenopteridae. Gene Ontology annotation, biological process: regulation of transcription by RNA polymerase II. Bases 1368 to 3503 code for a protein of 711 amino acids. Gene Ontology annotation, cellular component: nucleus.